Zophobas morio is the source of this 2711-nucleotide messenger RNA. RefSeq lists its product as uncharacterized. The record is from RefSeq and is a predicted model, not a curated record. Lineage: Eukaryota; Metazoa; Arthropoda; Insecta; Coleoptera; Tenebrionidae. The coding region runs from base 65 to 2677 and encodes 870 amino acids. Gene Ontology annotation, biological process: proteolysis. The transcript is spliced from 16 exons. Gene Ontology annotation, molecular function: serine-type endopeptidase activity.
GGCUCUUACCUUGAUCGAUUUUGUUUAAAAAAGUGCGUGUUUACGCAUUUGUGAAAAAGUCACGAUGUCCAGUAUUGAGAAUUUCGUAACAUUUUGUUGUAUUAGCGUUAUUGUGUUAUUAGGAGUGUCUUUGUACCACAGGAAUUACAAUAUAGUAACGAAAAAGAAUUUCCAGUUACGCUACUCCUGCAUCUUACCACCUCACCCAUGUUUCGGAUGGUGGACCCUUACAUACCAGUUAACAAAACCACCAAAAACAGCAGUACCAGCCGGUUCCACUUUGCAAGUAUUUUGCAACGAAACCCACAAGUUGGACGGUUCAGCAAAAUCUCUUUGUAUAGACGGAAAGUGGUACCCAAAAAUCGGAAAAUGCUUAAAGUUAACUUUUGCAGAAACUUGCCCUUCUAUGUUUUCUUCACCAAUGAUGAAAGUCAGGUGUUCCUUUGAUAAUAAAAUCAUGAAAAAUUGCGAAGACCCCAUUGAUAAUACUCAAGUCGAGUUCAUUUGUCCCCCUUUUUACAAAGACGAGAGAAAGGCGAAAUUUAAAGCGACUUGUAACAAUGGACAGUGGAGCGAAAAAGUACCCCAGUGUGUACCAGAAUGUGGCCGCCGAAAAUCCAAAAAAGGAGUGCCGUUAAUCGUAAACGGUACCAUUAGUACUAAAGCAGAAUUUCCCUGGCAGGUAGCCAUUUACCACGUCACAAGCUUCAUAUGUGGAGGAAUUUUACUACACGAAAAACUAAUCUUAACAGCCGCGCACUGUGUAUCUAAUGUUGAUGGUAACCCCAAUCCCACCCACAUCUACAAUGUGAUUGUUGGAAACCACCGCCGCAGACACAAGUUUGCAAGUGUUGAAUAUGGCGCUCAAAAGUCUUCGAUUCACGCUGUAUAUAUACCUGAUGGAUAUGCAGGUGGUGACAGAUUUUAUUACGGCGAUAUUGCACUCAUUGUCCCGACAGAGACUUUUAAAUUGUCGAGUACAGUACAACCCAUAUGCAUCGACUGGACGACAGAAUAUGAACAUUUAUUAUAUAAAGCUGCGAAACCAAUGGGGCUGGUUAGUGCAUGGGGUUAUACACUAGAAUACAGUAAACCUUCAGAUAUGUUAAGAAGUCUGGAACUUCCCGUAAUCCCUAGAGAAAAGUGUAUGCAUAUGUUACAAGAUGUAGAUUAUAGAGAGUACCUUACCCAGGAUAAAUUCUGCGGUGGAUAUUUAAACAAAAGUAAAUCGGUCUGUCACGGUGAUAGUGGCAGCGGAAUGAUUUUCAAUCACAAAGGCAAACACUAUCUUAUUGGAAUAGUUAGCAUUUCUUUAUUAGCGCAAACAGAAAAUGGAGGGUGUGACAGUCAAAAAUAUUCCCUUUUCACUCAUGUCUCCCAAUACAUAGACGAUUUUAUUAGGGAGUAUUACGCCCGAUAUAAACCUCUGGGCAUCCCUCUAGUACAAACCACAGCGCAGACCACACACAUUCACACUCAUACUAGUACUUCAAUGACAACCUCUACAACAACCCCCACCACUCCAGCAGCAAACAGCACAAACUGCCUUCUAACCAAACACCCAGAAUUUGGCCAAUGGUCGAUUUAUGUUGGUACCACUAAUUUCCCGCCAGGAACUCUCGUGAAAACUGGUACCAUUUUGAAAAUAGUGUGUCACGAAGGAUACAAAUUAGACGGAAACAAUAUACUUGCCUGUGAAAAUGGUACCUGGUCGUCUGACAUUGGAAAAUGCUUAAAAACUUGUCCAACUAUAGCCAACACGAAAGAGAUGAAUGUAACAUGUUACUUUAACAUGGCGAAGAUGAAAAACUGCGUUGAGCCUGUGGUUGGUGCUAGUGUGACGUACCAGUGUGCUCCGUUUUACGAAGACGUGAAGUUGAUGGAUUAUCCUGUGUAUUGUGAGAGUGGGAGCUGGAAGCCGGGGACUCCCCAUUGUGUUCCAAAAUGCGGACAUAUAUCAGUCAAGGACCCCAUGCUUAAUAUAUCUGAUGGUACCAUAGGUUCUCCAUGGGUAGUGGGGAUUUAUAGACAAAAUGAUACCAAACUGAUAUGCAGUGGUAGUUUAUUAAGUGACAAAAUUGUGCUCACUGUUGCUCGUUGUUUCGGAGAUGUUAACAACGAAAAAUUGGUAUCUAAACAAUACAUUGUAGCUGCUGGUUCAUAUUUUUCUUCUAGAGAUUCAGAAAAAGUACAAACUUCUAGUAUUCAUCAAGCUGAUAAUUAUGGUUAUUUGCUUAUUAUAGUACUAGAAAAGGAGUUCCAAUUUUCACGAACCGUUCAACCGGUGUGUAUAGAUUGGGAUGGAGAAUUGAAGAAAGAAAACGAUGGAGGCUAUCUCAGUCUUUGGAACUCCAACGGUACUAGUAUCAAUUUUUCGCAUAAUUCUACAACUGCUAAAGUAAAGUUGGCAUCAAUUGAAGAGUGUAGGAUGAAUUUACCAGAAAAAUAUAUGGAUAUGACAGACGAAAAAUUGUGUGUUCAUCAUUCAGAGAAAGGUACUCCUUUUUGUGCGAUGGAUGGAGGUGGAGGACUCUUUGUGAGACAUCAAGAUAAGUUUCACAUUUUUGGUGUUAUGGAUGUGUUAAAUACCCAAGAAGAGUGUGUUAAUCGGGAAUAUAGUCUUUAUAUCCCUGUUAAUAACUACGCCAAAAUGUUCAAAACAAAAUUGAAAAACUAAUACAAACUUUUUUAAUAAACCGGGUGUCUGGAAA